AUAGGACUUAAUAGGAAGUGGGAAGGCUCUCCGUAGACGGGCUCUGGUUACACCCAGUGGAAAACAGCGGGAAACGGUCGACACGCACUUUCUCCUGCCUAAAAAACUCAUAUAAGAUACAAGGAACGGCCAAAAACAUGCCUAAAGUGCCACCCAAAAAAUUCAAGCAGACAGACCUUCUGAGCUCCUUUAAACAGUCUCCUAAAAAGCAGAUUGCCACAGACAGUGAACCUGGGGAGACGUCAGUUAGUGACAAUGUUCAGAAAAGGAUGGCUCGUUCACGUAAGACAGAAGCUGAAGAGGGACCCUCAAGUCUGCAGCAGAGAACAGAAGAUCAAAAGCACACUUUCAGGUUUUGUUUCACCUCUAAACCUGAUCCAGUUUUUGUGUCAUGUAGUACAUCCAUGACUGUGCUUGAUGCCCUUAAAACAAGUGACACUUUCAGAGUGAAUAAGAAUGUAAAUGACGUGAAGAAAGAAAUGGUCAUCCUGAGAGCUGACAGAGCUGCUGUGAAGAUGGAUUUCCCCUGCUGUCUUAUUAAAAAAGAUGAGAUCUUAAAAAUAAGCUUCAUUAAGAAGGAAAUAAAAGAUUUUGCAGCGCAAGAGACACAAGCAAGACUUUCAUCCCCCAGGACGGACCUAGUCACAUUUUACAUUAAGACGGCAGGAAAGAAGAAUAUGAAAUUCAUAAUGAAAAAUAAUGAACUGACAAACAAAGCUGAAUAUGUUUGUGUUUAUGCAUUCAAAGGAGAGGAAGUUGAAACUGCUCUUAAGUGUGAUGGACGAUUCAGUGAUACAAUUUUCCAGAAAUUCUGUAAUCUCGCUCUGGAAUCUAAAGAAGGAGGAAAGAAGGUUCAAUUGUGUAAAUUUGAAAUGUCCAACCCUGUUGAGUAUCUUGAUAAGAAGACAUUUCAGAUAAUUGCUAAAGGUGACACACGGCCUGAAAACCAGAAGAAACUAACUGAAGUCAGGAAGGAACCUGAUGUAGCUUUAGCUGCUGCUUCAGAAAAAAGUGACCCAGGCCAGCAUACUAACGGCACUGAACAAAAAACAAUUCAAGAGGGAAAGCCAAAAUUUGCAGGGCCUUCAGCUAUUGGGCAUGCAACAGAGAAUUCUUCUGGAAUUUUUCCUGGUGAUUCUGGAAAUUCUUUCUCCAGUGACAUUGAGAGCUUUCUUCAGUCUCUAUUUGAAGAUGUAUUGAAGAAGCUAAAACAGCAAAAGAAAUGGCAAGUUCAAAAGUACUUCGAAAAAGAAUAUGACAAAGGCGUUCAAUGUUUCACUGAGGUGAACAAAGUGAGGCAGGUUAUGACACUCUCUGACUCUGUGUGUUUGAUUAAAGUUGAGAAUUCUGCCCAAGGAACUGGCUUCUUAGUCUUUGACAGAUUCAUCCUCACUAACGCUCAUGUAGUCAAGGACUUUGUUCAUUCCCCACCAGAGCAUCCUCACACAAUUAAACUUUCAAAGACUCUGACGGCUGUAUUUAAUUAUGAAGUUUCGGGAUCUGAUGCAAAAGUUCUGUCAGUAAAAGAUGACGUUGUUGCUUAUGGUUAUGAAACAAAUGACAGGCGCAGAUUCCAUGAUUUUGCUCUUCUUGAACUGGAAGCUGUACCUGAUGACUGUACUGAAUUGUUUGAACGCUAUAAGCAUGUCUCCCCUCCUAAGCGUGGUGGGAUCUACAUUGUGGGACACCCAAAUGGUGAGGUUAAGAAGAUGGACCCUUGCUUCAUCAUUGGGAGUGAGAAGCAACUACAGAGUAUAAAUAAACACAUAUCUGAGAAUGUUUCCUGUCCAUAUGUGUCAUGGGGCUGUUGGCCGUAUCUACAUCAGAACCGGAUUACCUAUGACACUUGCUUCUUUCAUGGAUCUUCUGGCUCUCCAGUGUUUGAUGAACACUGUUGUCUGAUUGGUAUGCAUUCUGGUGGCUUUCAUUACGAAGAAGGUCAGAGAGAUAGGAGUGUUAUUGAAUUUGCCUAUUCCAUGCAGUCCAUCAUAGAUGCCAUUGUCGCUCAGGUUAAGACAAGAAGUGACAUUUUAAAAUUACUCUCUAAAUUUAAGUCUAUAAAUGCAAAUUUUGGCCUUGGGCCCCUUGAGGAUACAUGUGGAGAAAACAUGCCUGUAAAUGAAGAAAAUGAGAAAGCUGAGAAAAUGGAAGUGGAUCCUUGAAACAGUGGGUCCUUGAGACCUGAUUGUAGUCCCACACAUUUCUGUAACUAUCCAGGGAAUAUCUGGUAGAGAUUUGUCUAUACCAUUAUGGAUUUUUAUUUUGAUAUUUCAUGCAUUAUUCUAGACGCUUGUUGAUUUUAAAUCAUUUAAAAUAAUGUCUCCUGAUUUCUGAUGAGAAUAAAUCCAUAUAGGAGGCAGCAAUACAUAUUCAGGAUGUAGUUUUAAACAUGCAAUAUUAAAAAAAAGCAUUCAACUAAAAUAAAUGUUUUUAAUCAUAAAUAGAAUCUGACAAAUGAAUUUUGCUAACUAUGAAACGGUUCAUACCUGACUACGCGUUUUUUUGUGUAACGAGACUGGUCAAAAGCUACCGUCUUGGAAAUGCUAAUAUUUAUACAGUCUAUGUGAUCCAAAUGUACUACAGUAGGUUUAUUGACCAUGUGCUGUGAUGCACGACAAUGCUGGGCAAGAAAAAAAAAACUCCAAGGGGAGACACAAAAUCUACAAGUCCUGAAUGGUGUCUUCCUGAAAUCUUCCUAAAAUCUGAAGAGAUUCUGCAUGAUCAGCUUCAAUGUAUAUGGAGACAAAGCAGCAAAAGAAACGCAGCAAAACUGUUCACAUUUCUGCCAUAUAUUGACAUCAAUUUUACAUAUUCACUUCUGAUUAUUUACUCCUAUUGUAACAGAGAAACUUUAAAUUUUCUGUGAGGCUGCUUUGCAACAAUGUGUAUUGUGAAAAGCACUAUAACAAAUAAACAUGAAUUGAACUG
This is a messenger RNA of Cyprinus carpio (common carp), 2928 nucleotides long. Its product is annotated as serine protease FAM111A. The record is from RefSeq and is a predicted model, not a curated record. Lineage: Eukaryota; Metazoa; Chordata; Actinopteri; Cypriniformes; Cyprinidae.